Pecten maximus is the source of this 1609-nucleotide messenger RNA. RefSeq lists its product as uncharacterized. The transcript is spliced from 3 exons. The record is from RefSeq and is a predicted model, not a curated record. The coding region runs from base 26 to 1609 and encodes 527 amino acids. Lineage: Eukaryota; Metazoa; Mollusca; Bivalvia; Pectinida; Pectinidae.
AUCGUGAAAAUUGAAAAGAGAAAAAAUGGCUACAACACUAUUAAUAAGUGUGUUUGUGUUGGUGAAUUUGAUUGGACAAUCUCUCCAACAUGGUCGAAUGAUGGAUCCGGUUCAAAGGUCAUCAAUGUGGAGAAAAGGUUUCAAUACGCCACCAAAUUAUGAGGACACUCAAUUGUACUGCGGGGGACGUGAUGCAAUUCAACGACUUGGCGGAUUGUGUGGUGUAUGUGGCGACCCCUAUGAGGCGGAUGUUCGUGAAAACGAGGCUGGUGGGGCGUUCGCUAAUGGUAUCAUCGUACGAUCGUAUCCGAUUGGGACGUCCAGAAUCCGUGUAACCAUUGACUUGACAGCUUAUCACAAGGGAUAUUAUGAGUUCCGGAUCUGUCCCCACAAUAAUGUCACGGCUCCGGUUACCCAGGAAUGUUUGAACAAAUAUCUACUUCCUGUCGCAGAAGCGGACGUCGACCAAGGCGAGCCUACCAGAUAUUACCCAGAGUCUGGUGGCAUGCAUGAACUUACUCUGUUCCUUCCUCGCGGAAUAUCCUGCUCACAAUGUGUGUUACAGUGGCGGUACCGAACAGGAAACAGCUGGGGUGUAAACAAAGAAGGCCGUGGGUGCAUAGGUUGUGGAGUACAGGAGGAAUUUCGUAACUGUGCAGAUAUUAGUAUAGGAUCCGAAACCUCCGUUGGGGACGUCGCGACGAGACCAAAACCACUUCCAGUUACAACGAUGCGUCCAAGACCUCCUGUCAGACCUAGAACCAUACCAGUCACUACUACUACCACAACGCCGAGUACAACCACAGCACGUCCUCAACAGCAGCGCCCGGAUGUAAAUCGGGCGGGAUUAAGAGACCGAUGGGGGCGACCUCUACCCAAUACACGUCCUCAGCAAGAUAGAUUCCCGUCAAUAGAUAGACGCCCGUCACCAGUUGUACGACCUGUCUCAAACAGACGGCCUUCACCAGCAAUGAAAAGACCCGAACCACGUGACCCGUUCAGGAGACCAACGAGGCCUAUUUGGAGGAGACCAGGUAUACCUCGUUCCCAACAUAGAAUAGGAUCACGACAUAACCCAAUUAUACAGGGAUUAGAUGUCAUGGCAGAAAGUCGACAACCUUGGGGAGACCGCUCGUUUGUUAACGUUAGACCGGCAACCACAACACCGACCCCUGUUAGGGCGACGAACAUUGGUCUUGAUUGGAACGCUGUACUGCAACUUAAUCUGGAACAGUUGAGGACAUUUCUGGGCAGACUACGCAUGCUCCAGUUCCAGACACCGUUCCGGUCUUCAAGAACACGUACACCAACACAAACUCAUUCUUUUGAAAAUCGUCUUUUUAUGUCACCAGAGAUGCCUAUGUCGGAUCAGAGUAUGGCCUUCCGAGCAUCUGAUAAUACCAUAACGGUACCUGGAGACGCGAACGAGGCAGGCGCAAGUGUAACCCGACAGGAAACGGAACCAGUCGACAUAUACAUUAAUAGGUAUAAUACACUCAGUUCUGGGGCUCUGGAGGCCAGUGACGACCCUAAGGAAGCUUGGUAUACUAGCGUUGUUGCUGACAUGAAAAGGAAAAACAACGCUGGAGCUUCUGAGAAUCUCCUUUAG